AUGUAUGAGAGAUCAGACAGGCCCGACAUUUCGAGCGUGAGAAUACCAGGAUUCAAGGUGCAUGCAGUUAUUGGAAGAGGAGGGCAGGGAUCGGUAUACCUCUGUCAGAGAGAGCAAGGCUCCUUGGCCAUGUUUGCUGUUAAGGUUUGCGACAAGCCAGACGAGCGGGAGUAUCAGAACCUGAAAACCCUUGAGCAGCUCCGACAUCCCAACAUCGUUAAAGUGUUCGAGUGCUUGCUGCAGCCGUUCGCUAUCGUCAUGGAAUUUGUGGAAGGAGAGUCUCUGAAGGACUUGAUAGAGACUUCAGAGGAGGGGGAAGGUCGACGUCUCACUAGGGAUGUGGUAUAUGAGAUCGGUUCCCAGCUUCUCCUUGGUCUCUGCGCACUGCACAAGUUAUCUAUCCUGCAUCGCGACCUCAAGCCGUCCAACAUCAUCUGCACCUUCUCAGGUAACGACAUCCAGCGAGUCACGCUGAUAGACUUCGGAGCUUCGAAGCACGAGAACCUGGAUCACACCAUGACCUACACCGGCAACUACAUCGGUACCCUGCACUACUUCAGCCCCGAGCAGUGCAGAGGAGACUCCCAGCUCGACGCAAGAGUUGACGUGUGGUCAGCUGGGGUAGUCAUCUACGAGAUGACAGCUGGGAAGAAGCCUUUCUUCUCUCACAAC
This is a messenger RNA of Guillardia theta CCMP2712, 672 nucleotides long. RefSeq lists its product as hypothetical. The record is from RefSeq and is a predicted model, not a curated record. The transcript has a single exon. Gene Ontology annotation, biological process: protein phosphorylation. The annotation marks the transcript as partial. Gene Ontology annotation, molecular function: ATP binding; protein serine/threonine kinase activity. Lineage: Eukaryota; Cryptophyceae; Pyrenomonadales; Geminigeraceae. Gene Ontology annotation, cellular component: cytoplasm.